CACGCAUGUCGAUAGUAUGGGAACGGUAGGUCCUUUUAAUUAGACUGAGAAUAGACGUACGAGAACAGCCACAUAUAAAACAUCCUCAAAUCACAUAAAAUAGUGCCUUAAAAUAAAGACGAAUCGCAUAAGUGAGCGCCACACAGGAUACAAUACAAACCAACCCAUACACCACCAUGUCCCGUAGCGUAGCCUGGACAGGCACCGCAGAGUGGGUGCAGGUGUACGAGUGGUUAUACAGCCAAAAUGAAACAGAUCAACACAAAGGGGUGGCCCGUGUGAAUGCAUGGCAAGCCAGACAAAAGCUUCCUAUGGCCAUAGAAGCCACAGCUGCGCUGAGAGACUGUAUACUGAAAGAUAGACUACUGUGUGCAUUGAGUGAGCAAGAAUAUAAUAGAGCUUUGGCACUGGUGUGUGAAGUGCCUGUAAGAAAAAGCAUAAAUACAGCACCUGAAGGGCAAGAUAUGGCAGAGGGAGAGUAUGAGGGUGUGAGUGAUGAUGAGGACAUGGAUAGGGAAGAGAUCGACAAUUCAAGCGACGAUCCAGAAGAUGACCAAGAAGAUGUCAUG
Molecule: messenger RNA, 569 nt
Organism: Sphaeroforma arctica JP610
Lineage: Eukaryota; Ichthyosporea; Ichthyophonida
Exons: 1
Biological process (GO): maturation of LSU-rRNA; maturation of 5.8S rRNA
Cellular component (GO): preribosome, large subunit precursor; Las1 complex
Molecular function (GO): endonuclease activity
Source: RefSeq, a predicted model, not a curated record